UAUCUCUCAUCCCAAACAGCAUCUUCCACUCCAUAAAUUGUGUCACUUCUCAUGCUUCCAUUUCAUCAAACAUCAACAAUGGGCUCUUCAUCACUUGUUGCUAGGACUUGCUCCUUCCUAAUCAUGUGUGCUGUAAUAACAGCAUCUUCUUCAUCGGAUUCCAGCGCCUUAAGCCGUCGGAAUCUUCUUGGAAAUGGCAUUGGUUCCACCCCACCAAUGGGAUGGAAUAGUUGGAAUCAUUUCAACUGUAUGAUUGAUGAGAAGAUCAUCAAAGAAACUGCUGAUGCCCUUGUCUCAACUGGCCUUGCUAAAUUGGGAUACAAUUAUGUCAACAUAGAUGAUUGCUGGGCUGAACUCGAACGCGACAGCAAGGGAAGCAUGGUGCCUAAAAAUUCAACAUUUCCUUCUGGAAUUAAGGCCUUAUCUGAUUAUGUCCAUAGCAAAGGUCUUAAGAUAGGAAUCUACUCAGAUGCAGGAUACUUGACUUGCAGCAAGAAAAUGCCCGGUUCGCUCGGGCACGAAGAGAUCGAUGCCAAAACCUUCGCCUCAUGGGGCAUUGAUUAUCUCAAGUAUGACAACUGUAACAAUGGUGGCAUUAAGCCAACUCUGAGGUAUCCGGUGAUGACCCGGGCUCUGAUGAAUACGGGGAGGCCCAUCUUCUUGUCCCUAUGCGAGUGGGGAGAUAUGCACCCGGCACUGUGGGGCUACACCGUGGGGAACAGCUGGCGAACGACUAACGACAUUUCGGAUAAUUGGGACAGCAUGGUGUCAAGGGCUGAUCAGAAUGAGGUUUAUGCAGAGUAUGCUAGGCCUGGUGGAUGGAAUGAUCCGGACAUGCUUGAGGUUGGGAAUGGAGGAAUGACCAAGAAUGAGUACAUUGUUCACUUUAGUAUUUGGGCUAUUUCUAAGGCACCAUUGCUAAUAGGUUGUGAUGUGAGAAAUAUAAGCAAAGAUACCAUGGAGAUUAUAGCCAAUAAGGAGGUCAUUGCACUCAAUCAAGACAAGCUAGGUGUUCAGGCCAAGAAGGUUAGGAUGGAAGGUGAUUGGGAGGUGUGGUCCGGGCCGCUUUCGCACUACAGAAUAGCCGUGUUGCUGCUUAACCGAGGCUCGGUGGCUACUCCAAUCACAGCCCAUUGGGACGACAUAGGCAUCUCCCCGGCUACUUCUGUCAAAGCCAGAGACCUUUGGGAGCACAAGACUCUGACUUCAACAUUUACAGGAAAUUUGACAGCACGUAUAGAUUCUCAUGCUUGCAAGUUGUUUGUAUUGAAGCCUAUUUAUUGAGGUUUCAUUUAAUUGUAGAAUUUCUUAUGGAGGGGAAAUUUCAUUGUAACGACCCGCUAAGCCGAUAUUGUUAGAAACAAUAUUAUUAUCUUGAUUACUUAUAUAAGUAACUUGAAUGCGAUUAAAUUCAAGCUACGAUAAA
Messenger RNA from Salvia splendens (bonfire salvia), 1426 nucleotides. RefSeq names its product alpha-galactosidase 1. The record is from RefSeq and is a predicted model, not a curated record. Gene Ontology annotation, cellular component: plant-type cell wall. Lineage: Eukaryota; Viridiplantae; Streptophyta; Magnoliopsida; Lamiales; Lamiaceae. Gene Ontology annotation, biological process: carbohydrate metabolic process. Bases 52 to 1284 code for a protein of 410 amino acids. The transcript is spliced from 13 exons. Gene Ontology annotation, molecular function: hydrolase activity, hydrolyzing O-glycosyl compounds.